AGGGGCAGCAGCGCGGCGCCGGCGGGGGCGGCCGGGCGCGGGCGGGCGUGCGUGCGAUGGAAACGCACAUCUCGUGCCUGUUCCCCGAGCUGCUCGCCAUGAUCUUCGGGUACCUGGAGGUGCGCGACAAGGGCCGCGCGGCGCAGGUGUGCACGGCCUGGCGGGACGCCGCCUACCACCGCUCGGUGUGGCGGGGCGUGGAGGCCAAGCUGCACCUGCGCCGCGCCAACCCCUCGCUCUUCCCCAGCCUGGCGGCGCGGGGCAUCCGGCGGGUGCAGAUCCUGUCGCUGCGGCGCAGCCUGAGCUACGUGGUCCAGGGCAUGGCGGACAUCGAGAGCCUCAACCUCAGCGGCUGCUACAACCUCACCGACAACGGGCUGAGCCACGCCUUCGUGGCGGAGAUCAGCUCCCUGCGCUCGCUCAACCUGAGCCUCUGCAAGCAGAUCACGGACAGCAGCCUGGGCCGCAUCGCCCAGUACCUCAAGGGCCUGGAGGUGCUCGAGCUCGGAGGCUGCAGCAACAUCACCAACACCGGCCUCCUGCUCAUCGCCUGGGGCCUGCAGCGCCUCAAGAGCCUCAACCUGCGCUCCUGCCGGCACCUCUCCGACGUGGGCAUUGGGCACCUGGCGGGCAUGACCCGCAGCGCGGCCGAGGGCUGCCUGGGCCUGGAGCAGCUCACGCUGCAGGACUGCCAGAAGCUCAGCGACCUCUCGCUCAAGCACCUGGCCCGCGGGCUGGGCCGCCUCCGCCAGCUCAACCUCAGCUUCUGUGGGGGCAUCUCGGACGCGGGGCUGCUGCACCUGUCGCACAUGAGCAGCCUGCGGAGCCUCAACCUGCGCUCCUGCGACAACAUCAGCGACACGGGCAUCAUGCACCUGGCCAUGGGCAGCCUGCGGCUGUCCGGCCUUGACGUCUCCUUCUGCGACAAGGUGGGGGACCAGAGCCUGGCCUACAUCGCACAGGGCCUGGACGGGCUGCGCUCGCUGUCCCUCUGCUCCUGCCACAUCAGCGACGAGGGCAUCAACCGCAUGGUGCGGCAGAUGCACGGGCUGCGCACCCUCAACAUCGGCCAGUGCGUCCGCAUCACCGACAAGGGCCUGGAGCUCAUCGCCGAACACCUCAGCCAGCUCACGGGCAUCGACCUCUACGGCUGCACCCGCAUCACCAAGCGGGGCCUGGAGCGCAUCACCCAGCUGCCCUGCCUCAAGGUGCUCAACCUGGGACUUUGGGAAAUGACUGAGAGUGAGAAGGUCAGGUGAGAGGAGGAGGAGGUGCCCCGAGACCUCCAUCUCCUCUGGAGGGACUCACUGACUGACUGACUGCUGCAGAGGAGGAGAGAAAGAGAGAGGGGCAUGCACAGAGACAUGCUACCCACACACUCUGGCACCGCAGGGAGGAACACAGAGAAAGAGGGUAUAUCCUCGACCCUUCUGUGCUGCCUACCUAUCCUUGCUGUGGAGGAGGAGGAAGGGGGACCAGGAGGACAGAGAGAAAGCACCUAUCCAUUUUCCAGGUCACGCCUCAAGCUCCGUGCUAGGGAGACAGAGCUCUCUCCCUUCCCACAGCAUCCUUCCCUGCGGAAGAGGUAGAAACCCACACUCUUAUGCACUGGGGCUAGAGACACCCCUCUUUAUCCCCGCUCCCACAUUCCAUCCCCUCAAGCACUGAGGAUGGAUAAAGAAAGACCCUUGUUCUGCCAUGUAUUCAGAAUAGAUUAUUUUUGGUUUAUAUAAAGGAGAGUGGAAAUGGAGAUGGGAACAAAAAAUAGUAACAGCAGCAAAGGCUUCCUAGCUACACUUGUGUACCCAGCCACCCAGUCAUCCUGUGUUGGGCACAGACAGAGCUUUUGAUAAAACAACCAUUCCACCUCUGUGCUUGCCCCUCCCCUGUCAACACAUUUGUGACAGAAAUACUGCUCCCUAGGUACAUUGAUUUUUUUUUUUUUCCCCUUUUAAAUCUCUCUUCAGUCUCCAGUUUCAUGUUAUUCUCUGCUGUGGGUGGAUACAACCUCCCACUAUUCCAGUUCUCCACUGCACUGAGACUAGCGAUAGCUACAGCCUCCCCUUUUGUCAGUAUGUUUCCAUGUCAUCCUGCACUAUGGGUAAUGGAAAAGUCCAGGCACUCCAUUCUCUCUCCCCAUCUCUCCACUGGAGAUGAAUACACCAUUUCCUCCUUCUCCUGUCUCUGUGGGGACUGGACACAGACCCCCAUCUCUUAAGCCUUCCCGUGUGCUGGGGGGCUCUGAGAGUUACUGAGACUUGUCUUCCCUUUCAUCAUUCUCUCUUUUUCUCCCCUUCUCCUCCUUGGCAGCAGGGAUAGACAUAUCCAGCCACAUAUCCAUUCCUCUCUGGGUUGGGGUGAGCAGGUAGAAGGGAGUUCCAGCUCCUCUCUACCUGGGGGACAUGAGGAAGAAUCUCCAGCUUCAUUUCUGCUUCAUUUGAGAUACUGUGACCUGUUUUUAUUUUGAAAUGCAUAAAAAAAAUUACUGCUACAAAAACAGCCUCUUACUCUCCCAUCUAUCCCUUGCUUACAUCCUGUAAUUGAUCCCAGUUUUCCUCACUCAUUCUCCCCUUUACAGUAUUCAUUUUCUUACAUGGUUUUAUUUUUAAAGACAUAUGAAGUUGCUGUUCUUGUGGAUUUUUAAGUACUUUUUUUUCUGCUGAAUAUAUUCUAUAUAUAUAAAUAUAUAUAUGAUGUCUGGCUA
Vidua macroura (Pin-tailed whydah) is the source of this 2704-nucleotide messenger RNA. RefSeq names its product F-box and leucine rich repeat protein 14 (gene FBXL14). The record is from RefSeq and is a predicted model, not a curated record. Lineage: Eukaryota; Metazoa; Chordata; Aves; Passeriformes; Viduidae. Gene Ontology annotation, molecular function: protein binding. The coding region runs from base 57 to 1259 and encodes 400 amino acids. The transcript has a single exon.